AUCCGCAAGGCCUACGAUCUGGGGCUGCACCGCGAUGUCGGCAUCUCGAAGCACAGCCCGAAUGCCAUCGUGUCGCGCACCGAGACCGAGGUGCGGCUGCGCGCCUGGUGGGGAUGCUUUAUUAUGGACAUCAUGGUCAGCGCGACACUGGGCCGCCCCACCACCAUCCACGACUUCACCUUUGACGCCCCAUUCCCAACCGACUACGGCGAUGAC
Messenger RNA from Linderina pennispora, 216 nucleotides. RefSeq lists its product as uncharacterized. The annotation marks the transcript as partial. NCBI's taxonomy places the organism in Eukaryota, Fungi, Kickxellomycota, Kickxellomycetes, Kickxellales, Kickxellaceae. The record is from RefSeq and is a predicted model, not a curated record. Gene Ontology annotation, molecular function: zinc ion binding; DNA-binding transcription factor activity, RNA polymerase II-specific; RNA polymerase II cis-regulatory region sequence-specific DNA binding. Gene Ontology annotation, biological process: positive regulation of transcription from RNA polymerase II promoter by galactose; DNA-templated transcription. Gene Ontology annotation, cellular component: nucleus. The transcript has a single exon.